AUGCGGCCCCCAUCCCAGACCACUGGUUCCAAAGACCCCGCAGGCAGCAGGCCCGGCAAGCCCGGGGAUCCCGGCCCUCACAAAACACUGGCCCUCCUGGACCCCCGCUCCCUGGAGCCCCGUCCCUGGCCGCUGGCCGCAGAGACACUGCAGGCGCCAACCCCCCCACCCCCGCCCCCGCCCACCCCGGCCGCUGGCAUCCCCAGCCCUCACGUGCCCCAGGCUCCCCAGAAUUCCCAGUCGUCAGACACCCCGGCCUCUCACAGCCCCCACAGACCCCCGAGCCCCCGACCCUCGCAGAACUCAGCUUCCCAGAACCUCCUAUCGUCAGACCCCAGCCCCUCACAGCCCCCACAGACCCCGGAGCCCGUGACCCUCGCAGACCCCAGCCCCCUGCAGCCCCCCGAGCCCCCGACCCCCGCAGACCUCGGCUCCCCAGAACCUCCUGUCGUCAGACCCCGGCCCCUCACAGCCCCUGCAGCCCCCCAAGCCCCCGACCCCCGCAGACCUCGGCUCCCCAGAACCUCCUGUCAGACCCCAGCCCCUCACAGCCCCCGCAGACCCCGGAGCCCCCGACCCUCACAGACCCCAGCUCCCCGCAGCCCCCCGAGCCCCCGACCCCCGCAGACCUCGGCUCCCCAGAACCUCCUGUCGUCAGACCCCAGCCCCUCACAGCCCCCGCAGACCCCGGAGCCCGUGACCCUCGCAGACCCCAGCCCCCCGCAGCCCCCCGAGCCCCCGACCCCCGCAGGCCUCGGAGCCCGUGACCCUCGCAGACCCCAGCCCCCUGCAGCCCCCCUAGCCCCCGACCCCCGCAGGCCUCGGCUCCCCAGAACCUCCUGUCGUCAGACCCCAGCCCCUCACAGCCCCCGCAGACCCCGGAGCCCCCGACCCUCGCAGACCCCAGCCCCCCGGGGCCCCCCGAGCCCCCGACCCCCGCAGACCUCGGCUCCCCAGAACCUCCUGUCGUCAGACCCCAGCCCCUCACAGCCCCCGCAGACCCCGGAGCCCCCGACCCUCGCAGACCCCAGACCCCCGCAGCCCCCCGAGGCCCCGACCCCCGCAGACCUCGGCUCCCCAGAACCUCCUACCCCAGCUCCCCGCAGCCCCCCGAGCACCCGACCCCCGCAGACCUCGGCUCCCCAGAACCUCCUGUCGUCAGACCCCAGCCCCUCACAGCCCCCGCAGACCCCGGAGCCCCCGACCCUCGCAGACCCCAGCCCCCCGCAGCCCCCCGAGGCCCCGACCCCCGCAGACCUCGGCUCCCCAGAACCUCCUGUCAGACCCCAGCCCCUCACAGCCCCCGCAGACCCCGGAGCCCCCGACCCUCACAGACCCCAGCUCCCCGCAGCCCCCCGAGCCCCCGACCCCCGCAGACCUCGGCUCCCCAGAACCUCCUGUCGUCAGACCCCAACCCCUCACAGCCCCCGCAGACCCCGGAGCCCCCGACCCUCGCAGACCCCAGCCCCCCGCAGCCCCCCGAGCACCCGACCCCCGCAGACCUCGGCUCCCCAGAACCUCCUGUCGUCAGACCCCGGCCCCUCACAGCCCCUGCAGCCCCCCGAGCCCCCGACCCCCGCAGAUCUCGGCCCCCCCAGAACCUCCUGUCGUCAGACCCCGGCGCGUCGCAGCCCCCCGGAGCCCGUGACCCUCGCAGACCUCGGCCCCCUGCAGUCCCCCGGAGCCCCCAGCCCCCCAGAACCUCCGGUGCUCCCGGCCCUCAGCCCCCGACCCUUAGCGGCCCCCCAGAGCCCCGGGACCCCCGCAGCCCCCCGGGCCCCCCCAACCAUCCCCGCAGCCCCUGCGGCCCCCGCGGCCCCGGCCCGGCUCGCGGAAAGGCGUGGUCCCGGGGACUCGCUCACCGGCGCGGGGCUCCGCCUGCGCCCCCGGCCGCCGCCGCCCAGGCCUGAGCUCACCGCUGUCCCCCGACGACCCCGGCAGCCGCGGCCUCUCCGCCCGGCGCCGCCACUGUCCGCCGCAGGCGCCCCCGACGCCACCCGCCGCCGCCGCCGCCCGCCCCUGCGGGACUUCCGGGAGGCCUCCGCGCGGCGCGGGGGUUGGGGGUGGCGGACGGGCUCGGGCUUUGCACUGAGCGUGCGCGAGUCCGCCCCGCCCCCAGGCGCCACCUGCGAGCGGCUCUAA
Messenger RNA from Lutra lutra (Eurasian river otter), 2142 nucleotides. Its product is annotated as basic proline-rich protein-like. The transcript is spliced from 4 exons. Bases 1 to 2142 code for a protein of 713 amino acids. NCBI's taxonomy places the organism in Eukaryota, Metazoa, Chordata, Mammalia, Carnivora, Mustelidae. The record is from RefSeq and is a predicted model, not a curated record.